Messenger RNA from Colletotrichum destructivum, 1257 nucleotides. RefSeq names its product Putative basic-leucine zipper domain superfamily. The coding region runs from base 1 to 1257 and encodes 418 amino acids. The record is from RefSeq and is a predicted model, not a curated record. Gene Ontology annotation, cellular component: RNA polymerase II transcription regulator complex. The transcript is spliced from 5 exons. NCBI's taxonomy places the organism in Eukaryota, Fungi, Ascomycota, Sordariomycetes, Glomerellales, Glomerellaceae. Gene Ontology annotation, molecular function: DNA-binding transcription activator activity, RNA polymerase II-specific; transcription cis-regulatory region binding. Gene Ontology annotation, biological process: regulation of DNA-templated transcription.
AUGACUGACGUAGGGAUUCCAGCAGCCUACCGCUCUCCGCCGAAUCGCUCGUCGUCUCCGGCACCCAAGCAAUCCGUGAACUCGCUACACGAGCGGGCAGCCAUGACUUCCUCGUUGUCGCCCGAUCAGUACGGGAAGCAGCCGUCGCAGGGACAGUAUGGUGGUGGUAGCGGCGGCGGCGGCUCCGGUUCCGACCAGGAGAGGGGUCCUUUGAGCUCUUUGAAUCUCGGCUUUCUCAAGUCCUUGACGGAAAAGAGGACAACAAGAGACGGCCAACCCCCCAAGAGGAGAGGACCGAAGCCUGACAGUAAGCCUGCUUUGACCCGGCGGCAGGAACUGAACCGCCAGGCACAACGCACGCAUCGUGAAAGAAAAGAACUCUACAUCAAGGCACUGGAAGACGAGGUGCUGAGACUGAAGGAGAUCUUCAGCAAUAUAUCGCAAGACAAGGACAAGAUAGCCGAGGAGAACCGGCAACUGAAGCAGCUUCUGGUCCAAAACGGCAUCCCGCUCUCUCACUACGGCGACGACAUGGUCAGCAACCCCAGUGUGGGUUACACGUCGAGCGCCAGUCAGUCUGGCCACAGCUACGGCCAAAACGCCUAUACGCCGCCCUUGACGUCCACGACGGCGCCCUCGGUGUCGCCUUCGUCUCACGGUCCGUCUCACCCCCACUCACACGGUCAACCCCCUCCCCUUCCCCAGAUGGGCAGCCAGCAGCUGCAAAACAGGCAGCAUGGGCAGAGUUCUGGCAGAGGUGUGGACUUUGAGCAAGCGGGCAUUGACUUCGUCUUAACUCUCGAGAAACCCUGCAUGAAUCACAUGCCCUGGCUAUUGGAGAGAUCAAGCGAGAUGGGCGGCGAGCCCUGCGGCCACGCGCUGAUGGCCUCGUGCCCGCCCGCCCCCUUCCCGGAGCUGACGCCCGAUAUCCCCUUCGGAUACAGCAACGUCAAUGGGGACUUGGACUCCCAGCAGAGGACGUGGGAAGUCAGCAAGGGAAGCCUCUCGGCUCUGCUUGAUCUUAGCAAGAAGCUGAACCUCGACGGGGAGGUCACGCCCGUUAUGGCAUGGGGCAUGGUCCUGGGUCAUCCCAGAGCCCACGAGCUGCGGGCCGAGGACUUCCAGAAGCUCACUGACGAGCUCAAGGACAAGGUCCGAUGCUACGGCUUUGGCGCCGUCAUGGAGGAGUUCGAGGUCAGGGAUGCCUUGGAGAACGUCUUCUGCUCCGGACCCGAAAUGAUGUCCUACACCUACUAA